AGACGAUGCCCGCACCGUUGAGCAGUUGAAAUGUAAAAUCUGUCUGUCGCGGUAUGCCAACACGCUGAUCAGUCCGUGUAAGCAUUUGGUCAUGUGCGGACAGUGCGCCAAAGCGACCCUAGACCGAGGAAGCCUCUGCCCGUACUGCCGUCAGCCUGUUGAAGCCGUCACGUCACUUUAUUUUACUUGAUACAUUUUGCUGUUCUGGAAAAUUGUGUGUGACAAAAUGUUGCACUGCAAAAUGUAGCAGUUGCAUUCUGCUGAUACUAUAUAACUGUAAUAGUUUUAUUCUGCUUUCCUUUUUUCUCUACUUGCUUUCAUUCGUUGUUGAUUCUUUAAACGUAAUGGAUAAUGGAUGAUCUUAAUGCGUUUGAUGGCGAAGCUCUUUGGGAUAAAGUUUUAAGUGACCUGGAAAUUCAGCUGCAGGACUAUAAUGUUCUUACGACUCCGACAACAAUUACGCAACAACAACAACAACAGCAACAACAGCAACAGCCAGAACUACACCUUCAAUCAAGUCCGUGGUCUCCACCACCCAUUCAGCCGAUUUUUAAAGAUGAAGCAACUGGUGCGGAAAUCUGCCACCACGUGGGUGACCAGAUAUUCCGUUUAACACCAUUAUAUGGCCGCCUGGAAGACUUAAAAAGCAUUGAUCCAGUGCAAGGAUAUAUUGCCCGCUACGAAUACUACAAGCAGCGCCAUCUCUACAUUAUUCUGUCGCCACAUAACACUCUGCAGCAACCUACAGCUCUACCUGGUGAUCAACAACUUCCCGAUCCAUUACCCAUCACAGAUCAGUCGCUGUCGGUUUCAACAGCACCGCUUUCCGUUCCGUUCUCUGUUGUCACUACAUCUCCGACUGCUGAAGUUGCUGGACCCAGUACCUCUGCACUUCCAUCAUCGUCAAAAAAUACUGUUACUGCAGCGCCAGCGGAUUCUGGGGACCAGCAUCUCGUGCCACCUGCCAAGCGUAUCAGAUUAGCAAACGCUGAAUCCGUGGACUGGCUCUACCAGACCUUUACUGAUAAACGGGACGACCGGACCUUCCGAAGUUAUUCACAGUACCGCGAUGCGUAUAGCAUCUUUGUCAGAAAAGGAUCCAAUAAUCCUUUCAUGGCUUUUUACCGGUUGCAUAAAAAAUCCAACGUACAGUUCGUUAUUGCCCGCCAUAAAAAUACGCGGUGCAAUGAACUGGUUGUCGGAAUGGAUAUUCUGGAAAAGAUUGUAGAAUGGACCAAUACGCCUGCUUUUGCAAAGUACCGCCAGAAAACAGUCUCCGCCUCCACCGCCAAUGCGCAUCCGGAAACCCUAUCUUGGUGCAUUAUCGACACCACGUCCAAUACCCAAGCAGCUUUUGUUCAUGAAAACCGUACUACGACUGCCUCUGAUGACUCAGCCAUGUCUGUACGUAUCAGAUCUGGCGAUACCAUAAAAAAUUGUGUUGAUAUAAAGUCAGAUGAGUUAGAAUUUGUGAAGCAGUGUCAGGAACACUUUUCUGUCAUUAAGAACCAGUUGCUGUGACCUUUCUGCUUGCAAAAAUGCCUCGCAUAGCUGCUGACGCUGCUGAUUCAGUUGAUUCUAAUAAUAAUGAUAACGAUACUAAUGCUGUUGAUGAUGACGAUGUUACCGAAGACCCGCUUCAUAUA
Paramacrobiotus metropolitanus is the source of this 1646-nucleotide messenger RNA. RefSeq lists its product as uncharacterized. The transcript is spliced from 6 exons. NCBI's taxonomy places the organism in Eukaryota, Metazoa, Tardigrada, Eutardigrada, Parachela, Macrobiotidae. Bases 352 to 1521 code for a protein of 389 amino acids. The record is from RefSeq and is a predicted model, not a curated record.